GUUUCGUCUUGUUCCAUGUAACAAGCAGUGGGGACUAUGUGACAGCUCUCAUUCUGCCCUCCCCCAGGUAAUGGGUGCAGCCCCCGUGGGAUUUACGCCCAUGAUUCAUAUUCACACGGCAGGGAGAGUGACAUCAUCUGAGGAAAGAAACACCCUCGGCUGUUAUGUAGGGCGAGAGGGUGGAGAAAGGAAGAAAGACAAAAAUGCCACCUGCUAGUCUUCCUUUUAUACAUUGACCUCACCUGGGUUGAUUAGUCAGAGAAGAAUUCUCAACCAGCUCACCUGAACGGGGCUCUAACGCUGGUGGGUGCUGAAAGGAAUACACUUGGACUAUUACUGAACUACUCAACUCUGAGAAGAUAAGGAAAUCAAAAGAUCCAAUAGCCAAGGUUUACAGGGCGUUAGACAUAUCUUCUACUAAGAAGGGACUCAGACUUGGAGCGUUUUCCUAAGAUGGUUAACAGCCUCCAGGCUUCGUUUCAGUGCCUUUCAGAACCUCAGAAGUAAACCAAAAGACCUGUUAAGAUGCCAUUGAAGACAUCUGUGUAUCGUAGUUUGCACACCCGCUGGUCCUGGAAGAGCCAAAAAAACAUGGAGGUGCUCUCUGUCAACAUGAUCAGCAACCCUCUGGCUGACUUCCGCCAUGUUUCCCACAUCGGGAACCACGCCCACAGUGACAGCUUCGGAGACCUGUCCUUUCUGAAGGGAGGCCACAGCCUGCUGCUGCAGAGCUCUCAGAGCGAGCAGAACCUAUUCCUGGCCUGCGACCCACCACCUAAACCACCACGCCUUAACCUGGACCACACCAAGGCCACAGAGGGGACCAGGACAAACACGACCCAAAGUGGCUCUGAGAGGAGGAAGAAGUGCAACUCCUUGCCCCUGCUGGACAGCGAGGAGGGCGAGGCAGAAGGGGAUGGGGAGAUGGAAGCAGGUGUAAGUCCCAUCCAAAAGGUCAUGGUCAUAAGUCACAGUUCUGGAAGCACAAGUUCAGGAACGGAUGAAGACUCGACUCAGACCUCUUCAGUGGAGCCCCUGCAGAGGGAUGAGGAGGACGACAGCUUCUCAUUUAACCUGGACCUGGGCCCCUCAAUUUUGGAUGAUGUGCUGCGGGUCAUGGACAGGCUUCACUAUUAGCACAAUAGCCAGACAAACAUACCCAAAGACUGUCACUGAUUGGAACACUCUGAAAAUGUCAUAGAGUACUUUAUCACCAGCUGACAUCAAAUAACUCUUCACUGAGAGGGAGCCUCAGUGUCAGAACAUCUGAAACACCAUGGGGAUGUCACUGUAAUCUCCUAGCUGUUGGUCGCAAAAGGCUAUCAGCAGCAACGGAGUCAAGUGGAGUAAAGGAUGAUUUGUGACUACUAUGAGAACCUUUUCUAUUUCAUAUGAGGUAAUCUAAAGAGAAAAUACAUGUAUUCUUUAAACUAUGGCUUCUUUAUUUCAUUGUGAAUUUCUUUCAGAGAUCAAAUCAACAUUAGAUUAUCAGGAUAAAAAAGUUUCUCAACUUUGUGCUGGACACUUAACUGUAUCCAUUUCUAGUUGCUAUCUAAUCGUAAUAAAAACAAAAUGUAUAUUAUUUUUUGUGACCUAUAAGGGCUAAGAGUAAAAAUUAUUAAUUGUGACAGGUUAAACCCCAUACAAAUUAGGUAAUAUUCAUCUAAUAUUCUUUUACCUGUUGCACUGUUAGACAAGAUAGUGUAGUUAAUCAUUUAGCACAUUCUUAAGCUUUUUAAAAAGGUAGGCAUUUUCAGUUGGCCACGAUUUCUCCUUUCUAAGUAUAAAACACAGUUCCUUCCUACAGAGCUUUUGAGGUGAUUGUUGGACUUAAGACAGCAAUAUAAAAAAAGAAUGAGGGCUUAGCUUUCAAGGUCCUGAAGCCGUGACGUCUUGGCGUCCUUGCCAUUCCAUUGUGUGGGGAGGGCAAUCUCUUCUCUGCACGCAUCUCAGAGGCCCCACUCGAAGGUGCACGAAGGUGCCCCCGCCUCACUUUCCCAACAACAAAGUGAUAACACUUAGCUCUGCUUCCAAUAAAGCUGAGGUUUUUGCGGGCUGCAACCCAAACCAGGCCGCGGGUCUGAGUCCUAAAACCCCAGCAGUGUUUUCUCAGCUGUGAAUCGGAGUCUCUCACUCUGGUGAGGGGAGAAGGGAAGACGGCAAAGGGGAAUGUGAUACUUCCACAUACGCUGCCCGGCCCAAGGAGGCUGAGGACCAGAGCCAUCCAUUACCAGCAAGGCUCUCGAUGAGGGGUUUAAACGCAACCUGCUGAACAAACAAGACCUGACGCCUCCCCCCCACCCCGCCCCCACCCCAGUCACAGGCUAACUGACCCACCUGCCAGGAGAGCUGCCGGGGAAUUGACACAGCCAGCACCUCAGCGGGGGGGCUGUCAGGGUAGAAAUGUGGUGGGGCGAAGCUAAAUGCGGGCACAUUCCCGGACUUGCUGAGGAGUUGGAGGGAGUUUCAAUAACCCGGAGUGUCCUGCUGUGGACAGACGGGUAAACAGUGCGAGCACGUUAACAACCCACAGCAGGCCCUGAUGUGUGCGGGUACAUCUGUACUUCAUAUCAGUAUCAUCCAUCUCUCAGGAAAAAAUAACUAUUGUUAUGGCUGUCAGUGCUUGUAUGUUGUAUGAAAACAAUAAUGUUUUGUGAAAUACUUUUAGACCGCUGUUUACUGUAACUUCUUUUACUUUGUGGAAGAAAAACAAUUAUUGCGAAAUUCAAAGAUCUGUGGUUUUUGGGAUGGAAACGCUUGCAUCAAUAUUUUAGAUUACUUUUAUUAGUGUGGCUCAUACUCAACAGGGUAACAGAGGUUAGAGAAUAAACCAAUAACUGAAAGGUUGCUAGACUGAAUCUCUGUGUUGACAUGGGUAAAGAUCUGGUUCAGUAACGGAGAAAGGCAGUUAACUGUACUUGCACCAAGGUCAAUGCUUAAAAUGAGAAUGUGGUCUCAGUCAUACUUAACUGCUAAAACAAGGGUACAAGAAAAUAUAUAUUGUGAUCUUUUUAUAUCGUUUUGGAAUUGUGACAUUACCGAUUUUAAGAAAAUCAGCAGUUCCAAAAUCUGACUUUCUACAAAAGACUUCAUAGUAAUUAGCUUAGUAACCACGCAGUGGCAGUGUGGUUAUGCCUUCCUC
This is a messenger RNA of Esox lucius (northern pike), 3142 nucleotides long. RefSeq names its product cdc42 effector protein 3. The transcript is spliced from 2 exons. Bases 526 to 1137 code for a protein of 203 amino acids. NCBI's taxonomy places the organism in Eukaryota, Metazoa, Chordata, Actinopteri, Esociformes, Esocidae. The record is from RefSeq and is a predicted model, not a curated record.